ACGAAAUCCAAAAGUUAUACACAGUUCGGGCAGUACUGUAUAAUAGUGAUAACAUUAAAUUAAAAAUAAUGGUUUAGCAGAGUAAUAUACUUAGUGUCAUUAAUUUAUGACAAAAUAAAUUUAAGUAGAAAAUAUGGAAUGGAAAAUAGUGUUCGCCAUUAACAAUUUUAUUAUAUUUAUUCAAUGUGAUUUAUCAGGAAAAAUAUAUCAAACAAAUGCAGCUUUAGAAAAAGAAAAUCACAUGUAUUGCUAUGAAUGUAAUACAAUGAUGAAUGGCAAGAGUUGCAGUAAUUUUACUGACAAAGAACAAUAUACUAAAUACUCAACUAAAUGUACUGGAGAGAGAAAAACUUGCAUGGUGAAGCGAUAUUCAUAUACAACAAGUAAUGAGAGCUCCACAUCCACUCAACAAUUGUGGUCACUCGAAAGAAAUUGUUCAGUUAAAUGUGAGCCCGGUUGUAUUAUAAUUGGAGAAAGAAUUAAGAUAUAUGCUUGUCAAGCAUGCUGUGAAACUCCUUUAUGCAACAUAUCAAAUGGUACCAAAAGCAUUAUGCAGAAAAAUCAAUUUUUUUUAUCAUCAAUUAUUGUUCUAGUAUCCUUAUUUUUACUAUGGAGGUAGAACAAUAAUUUACUACAACAAUGAACCUAAUUUUCUGUUCUCAGAUUUUUAGGUGAUAUGCAUGAAUUAAUUUUAAAAAUAUGUCAUUUGUUAUGGUUGCAUAUUUUAAAUGUAACAAUGAUUAAGUUAAAGUUCUAAUAACUAAUAAUAAUAUUUCUAUGUUUAUCCAAAAUUAUUUUUAUAUUCAACUAUAUGGUUUUAAAUUAUUGUAUUAAAAUUUAAUUUUACGAUGUAUAGAACAACAUAAAAGAUAUCUAUUCAAAAUU
Messenger RNA from Daktulosphaira vitifoliae (grape phylloxera), 885 nucleotides. RefSeq lists its product as uncharacterized. The record is from RefSeq and is a predicted model, not a curated record. The transcript is spliced from 3 exons. NCBI's taxonomy places the organism in Eukaryota, Metazoa, Arthropoda, Insecta, Hemiptera, Phylloxeridae. The coding region runs from base 134 to 619 and encodes 161 amino acids.